Messenger RNA from Staurois parvus, 405 nucleotides. NCBI's taxonomy places the organism in Eukaryota, Metazoa, Chordata, Amphibia, Anura, Ranidae. The record is from the annotation of a GenBank genome assembly.
CACUGAUGAUCAGUGUGCCCUGCUGAUCAGUGUGGCCCCAGAAGUGCCACCUGUCAGUAUCCAUCAGUGCCAGCUGUCAGUGCUAAACAGUGCCAGUGCCCAUCAGUGCCACAUCAAUGCCACAUAUCAGUGCCCAUCUGAGCUGCCCGUCAGUGUCACCCAUCAGUGGCAGUCAUCAGUGCCAGUCAGUGCCACCUAUCAGUGCCAUAUAUCAGUGCUGCCUUUCAGUGCCCAUCAGUGAUGCCUGUCAAUGCCCAUCAGUGCCACCUACCAGUGCCUCCUCAUCAGUGCCCAUCAGUGCCACCUAUCAGUGCCCAUCAGUGCAUCUUAUCAGUGCCCAUCACUACAGCCUCAUUAGCGCACAUCAGUGAAGGAGAAAAAUCACUUAUUUAUAAAAUUUUAUAA